Messenger RNA from Pistacia vera, 1616 nucleotides. Its product is annotated as cytochrome P450 704C1-like. Bases 45 to 1604 code for a protein of 519 amino acids. Lineage: Eukaryota; Viridiplantae; Streptophyta; Magnoliopsida; Sapindales; Anacardiaceae. The transcript is spliced from 6 exons. Gene Ontology annotation, molecular function: oxidoreductase activity, acting on paired donors, with incorporation or reduction of molecular oxygen; monooxygenase activity; heme binding. The record is from RefSeq and is a predicted model, not a curated record.
UCCCACUCGCUCGGCAUUGCAUUGCUUACCCUUGAAUCUUGGUCAUGAUCGAGCUAAAUGAAUUUUCCUCCUCCUUCAUCCCUCUCACAGCAACAGCUUUAGCACUAAUCUCUGCAAUAUUCAUCCUUAGAUACCAUGUCAAAAAAUCAACUCAGAAGACUAAAAAAUAUCACCCAAUCGGUACCUCUCACCUGAGCCGAGUACUCAAUUUUUACAGGCUCUUUGAUUUUAUGACUGACCUUUCACGCAAAUAUAAUACUUACAGACUGUCUUCUUUCUUCGGAAGUGAAAUUUUCACCAAUGACCCUGCAAUUGUUGAGUACAUCCUCAAAACCAACUUUCAAAACUAUGGCAAGGGAUUGUACCAAUAUAACAUUUUUAAGGACUUACUGGGUGAUGGGAUCUUCGCGGUAGACGGAGAGAAGUGGCGACAUCAAAGGAAACUAUCAAGCUAUGAAUUCUCCACAAAGAUAUUGAGGGACUUUAGCAGCGUAGUCUUUAGAACCACUGCUGUAAAACUUGCUCGAAUAGUAUCUGAAGCUUCAGCAUCAAACCGAUCGGUAGACAUGCAAGAUAUUUUGAUGAAAGCAACCUUAGACUCCGUGUUUAAAGUCGUAUUGGGUAUAGAAUUAGAUGGUUUGUCCGGAACUUAUGAAGAAGGUACUCAAUUCACUGAUGCUUUUGAUACAGCAAAUGCAAUUACUUCUUUUCGAUUUAUUGAUGUCUUUUGGAAGAUUAAGCGGUUCCUGAACAUCGCAUCAGAGGCUAAAUUGAGAAAGAAUAUCAAAGUGGUUGAUGAUUUUGUAUACAAAUUGAUUAAAAGCAAAAUUGAGCGACUCAAUAAUCGACAUGAUGAUUUAUCAUCUGUGAGUGGGAAAAAAGAAGACAUUCUGUCCAGGUUUUUGGAACUGAAAGAGACCGAUCCAAAAUACUUGAGGGACAUUGUUCUCAAUUUUGUAAUUGCCGGCAAAGACACCACUGCUGCCACUGUUUCUUGGUUUUUUUACUUGCUUUGUAAGCACCCUGAUAUACAAGAAAAGAUUGCACAAGAAAUAAUAGAAGCAACCCAAGUGAGAAGUAAUUCAAGCAUUGAGGAACUGGCAGCCAAAGUAAAUGAAGAAACCCUUGACAGGAUGCAUUAUCUCCACGCAGCUUUGUCCGAGACACUGAGGCUCUACCCCGCAGUUCCUGUGGAUGGGAAGGUUUGUUUUUCCGAUGACACACUGCCUGAUGGUUUCAGUGUGAAUAAAGGAGAUAUGAUCACAUAUGUACCGUAUGCAAUGGGCAGGACGAAAACUUUAUGGGGUAAUGAUGCAGAGGAAUUCCGGCCAGAGAGAUGGCUCAAUGAAAAUGGCCAUUUCCAACCCAAAAGCCCUUUCAUAUUCACAGCAUUCCAGGCGGGUCCAAGAAUCUGUCUGGGAAAAGAUUUUGCUUACAGGCAGAUGAAAAUUUUCUCCAUGAUCCUGCUUGGGAGCUACAAAUUCAAGCUCAGUGAUGAUAGUAAGCCAGUCAGGUACAAAACUGCACUGACUCUUCAUAUUGAAGGCGGACUCCAUCUCCGCGUUCUCCCAAGAUCGAGCUAUGAAGCUACAGUUAAUGCUUAAAAUUAUAUAGUG